ACCCAGCUUUUCGUUCCGAAUUUCGACAUUUUCCGUUCGAAAAAUACCCUAAAUUGUGUUUACUAGUACAUACUGCAUUGGAGCAUGCCGUCCGAUCAGAUUCAAUACUCGGAGAAGUACUACGACGACGUGUACGAAUACCGGCACGUUAUCCUUCCGCCUGAGCUUGCUCGAAACGUACCCAAAUCGCACCUGAUGACUGAAACCGAGUGGCGUAACCUGGGCGUUCAGCAGUCACCCGGCUGGGUGAUGUAUAUGAUGCACGCUCCGGAACCCCACAUCCUGCUGUUCAGACGACCGCGCACGGACCUGACUAAAAGGCCCAAUACCUCCAGUGGGGGAUCUUCCAAAUUGGCUGCAUGAACAGCGUACUUCCUCUCCCACAUAAUCUUAAUGUUAGUCUUUGAUAAGCUUCCCUCCCCUCCCACACUCUCUUAAUCUCAUUUAUCGGUAUGUAAAUUGGAAGUUUCUUUCAAAGAAAGGAAGUUGUUUUCUUGCUCAUGUGUUAAUUUUAUUCAUUUUUAUAAAAUGUGUAAAUAAAAUCCAUUUUUUUACAAGUAAAAUGUGUUUGUACUCUCUGUUGCGUGUGGAAUUCCAUUUAGCGCCGAGUGAGAC
Messenger RNA from Ochlerotatus camptorhynchus, 615 nucleotides. It is a transcript of the gene Cks85A, whose product is annotated as Cyclin-dependent kinase subunit 85A. Bases 85 to 363 code for a protein of 92 amino acids. Gene Ontology annotation, biological process: regulation of mitotic cell cycle. Lineage: Eukaryota; Metazoa; Arthropoda; Insecta; Diptera; Culicidae. The transcript is spliced from 2 exons. Gene Ontology annotation, cellular component: SCF ubiquitin ligase complex; cyclin-dependent protein kinase holoenzyme complex. Gene Ontology annotation, molecular function: histone binding; ubiquitin binding; cyclin-dependent protein serine/threonine kinase activator activity. The record is from RefSeq and is a predicted model, not a curated record.